AUGGCAGAGAAGACCGACAGAAACGAAACAGCGAGAGAUUCCGGGUUCCACAAUCCCGAUGAGCGAACGGCACAAAAUGUCGAUUUGACUACCUCAAUUCCUCCUCCAGGGGCGGGGAACAUUUUUAAUGAAUCUUGUGGGAAUUUCGGAUUUGAACAACAAGAGAAAUUUGACGAUGAUAAUAAGGAUCAGAAUGAAGAAAUUAAAAUGGAGGAAUUUGAAACCCCUAAAUCGAAUAAAGGGAAAAUUGAAUUCGCGGAAUUAAAUCAUGAGUUAUUGAUGAGCCUAAUCGACGCAAUGAAAGAGAUGAAGGUACAGGUCCAGAGCAUGGCUAACGAGAUUGCCCGAAAUAAUCAGGCCUUUAGUGAUUUGAGGUCUGAAUUUACGGAAAAAUUCAAGACUCUGCAAGCUACAAUCGCUAGUGAUGUCCAUAUAAUCUAUGACCCAAUUAAACGUCACGUAACGGGUUUAACAAAAAUAGUUCAAGAAAAUGAGUCGAAAAGUGCCGUUAUUGAGGUUAGUGUGGCUCAAAUACAACUUGACGUCAGCGCAAUCAAGAAAAGGGUGGAGAAUCUCGAAUCUAAGGAAAAAAUUCAUAGUCCGAACACUGAAAGCACCCGGAUUGUACCGAAGCCAAGCAAAGAGGUUUCUGACGACGAAUCCGAGAACGAAGAGGAAAAAUAUGAGCCCGAAGAGAAAACAGAUAGGAUUCGGACGAUGCUGCCAAUGGACAUGCAUCCAAACAAAAUUAAAAUUAAACCUCCCACAUACGAUGGAUCGGAAAGGAAAAGACCAAUGAAGUUCAUCAAGGAGUUUCGGCAUUAUUGUGAGGUAACAAACCCCACUAUCACUGAAAUGAAAUAUUUGCUGGGACUGUGUCUAGAAAAAGCCGCAAAAGAAUGGUGGGUUCUUAUUGAGGAUCGCGUCGAGGAUUUUGAAGAAGUGGAGAAAAAAUUCGUUGAGCGCUUCUGGAGCACCGAUGUCCAGAGAAAAGUGAGAAAAGACCUCGAAUUCGGACACUACUCUGAUAAGGAUAACAAAACAUCGAAAGUGGAAUACACGAUCAACAUUUUCGGAGCCGCGAAGGAUCUCAUCCCUCCUCCAAGCGACGAGGACAUAAUCGCAUCACUCUUGCAACAUUAUACGGAUGAGAUUCAGGCAACUAUAAUCAGUCGAGGAUUCAAAACACUGGAACAAUUGAUCGAAUUCUUGGGAAAGAUAGAUCCGCAUGGACCAAUAAAUUCGAAAAAGGAGAAGGAAGCUUCUCAAACAAGUCAAAAUCAGAACAAAAAUGAGCAAAGGCCAUUCCGUAUGCCUCAAAACAACAAUUGGAAUAACCAGGGUGGAUAUCAGAACAAUUUCAACCGUGGAAACCCAAACUGGAACCAAAAUAACCGACCCAAUGGAGGUUAUAACAACAAUAACGGCUGGAACAAUCAACAAAACCGCAAUUACCAGCAAAAUUACAAUCAAAGGCCCAACAACAAUUAUCAACAAAAUUACAACCAGCGGCCAAACAACGGAUAUCCUCAGCAGAAUCGAAAUAACGGAAAUAAUAAUCAACAGAACGGAUAUAAUCGACAAAAUCAGAAUCCGAAUUGGAGACCGCAACAGAACAAUGGAGGAUACCGGCCGCCGAAUAAUCCGAACGACCAUCGUCAAACCAACGAACGACAACAGACGUCCAAGCGAUGGAGGUCCAUCAAGAGCCUCAGCCGUCGACAUCUCGGGCGGGAAACGAAUGAACGUUGUACCCGUGCUUAA
Venturia canescens is the source of this 1764-nucleotide messenger RNA. Its product is annotated as G-quartet DNA-binding protein TGP1-like. The transcript has a single exon. Bases 1 to 1764 code for a protein of 587 amino acids. NCBI's taxonomy places the organism in Eukaryota, Metazoa, Arthropoda, Insecta, Hymenoptera, Ichneumonidae. The record is from RefSeq and is a predicted model, not a curated record.